Symbiodinium necroappetens is the source of this 1340-nucleotide messenger RNA. The record is from the annotation of a GenBank genome assembly. NCBI's taxonomy places the organism in Eukaryota, Dinophyceae, Suessiales, Symbiodiniaceae.
AUCCAGCUCUGCGACGUCUACUUCGCGACGUCCCCGACUACGUUGAUCUACAACUUGGUCUUUGCACCCAUGUCGCUCUCUACGACGAGUUCUUUGCGGCCGUUGACUGCUCGGACAACGAACUCCUCCGCAGCCUCCGCUCGGGUUUCCCGAUCGUUGGCGAGAUCCAGCGGUCUGGUCGGUGGCCGCCAUUCAGCAAACCACAAAAGCCGGUGCCUGUUCAAGAGGCGCUUGCACGGGCCUGGGAGAUGUCCCUCUGGGAGUCCACGCUCGAGGACGUCAAGGAGGCCUCCACGGUGGGACCCUUCGGAUCUGAAGAAGAGGUUUCCGAGUUCCUGGGGUGCUCUGACUGGAUCCCAACGCAGAGGUUCGAGGUCGUGCAGAAGAACAAGGUUCGUGGUUGCGAUAGCGCUACGUCGAACCUCAUUAACCAGACGGCCGUGAUCACGGAGAAGUUGGAGCUCACGUCGACGGAUCUCCAUGUCGCGGUUCUCCGUGAACUUCGGACUCGCGGUGGCGAUCGCCAACUGCAAGGGUGGGUUCUUGACGAGCGCAAAGCCUAUCGUCAGCUGCCGAUCGCGCCUCACCACCGCAAGUUCAGCGUCAUCUGCUUGAAGGAUCCUUCGGAUGGCGUGCCCAAGUUCUUUGUGAUGAUUGGCCACUCCUUCGGGUUGGUCGCUGCAGUCUACAACUAUAACCGCCGAUCGGCGAUGAUCAACGACAUCUUUGUGAAGUUGUUCAACAUGGUCGCCUUCAACUUCUACGAUGACAGGUACGGCUUCGAGACGGAUCUCACCUCCCGAUCGGCCAGGACAGUUGCCGAAUGUGUUCACUUUUGGCUUGGAGCUCUCUUCGACGAUAAGAAACUCCAGUUGUCGUUCUCUCCGGUGAUCCUGGGGGUCACGUUCAAUCUCGAGCUCCUCGUUCUGGAAAUCAAAGAUCAGCGGAGAAAGGAGCUCACGGAGAUGAUCGACGGCAUCCUCGAGACGGGUUCCCUGGAUCCAGGGACGGCCGGAAAGCUCAAAGGGAAGCUGAUGUUUGGGGCGAGCCAGCUCUGGGGAAAGGCCGACGUCGUGAUCUUCACGGAUGGUUUCACUCCAGAUCAAAGGAAGUCGGAGAUUGGCGACGAUCGCAUCGGCGCAGUGAUGUUCGAUAGGCGGGCCGCUCAGCCUAAGCAGUUCUCCGAGGUGAUCCCCACUGAAGUCUCAGAGCGCUGGAUCUCGCGCAAGACACAGAUCGUGCCGAUCGAGAUGAUCGCACCGAUCCUGGCGCUCGAGACCUUUCGGGACCACGUGAAGAACAAAGACGUUCUCCUUCUGAUUGAUUCGGAGGCGGUCGAG